ACAUGGCGGCGGGUAGCAGGGGGCAGCCACCCCCGCGCGAGGACGCGGCCGCCCCGCUCCCCGCCCUGCCCCCCUUCCCGAGGGGCUGCCGGGCCGGGCGGCAUUGUUGGCCGCGUCCAUCACUCCCCGGCCCGGCUGACAUAAUGAAUGCGCUUGGACACACCUUCCAGCCCGGCGGAGAGGCGCGGCGUGCCUCCCCCGAGCGCUCCGCUCACCGCAGCCCUCCCGGCCCCGCAGCCCGGCGCCCCGUCCCAGCCCAGUGAGGGGCCGCGGCGGCCGGGCCGGGCCGGGCCGGGCCGGGCGGCCCUCGCUAUGCUGCCCAGCGCGCUGUACUGGGACCUGGUGGGCUCGUCGGCGCUCCUCAACCUGCCGGCGGCGCCGGGCUUCGGCAGCCUGGGCAAAAGUUUCCUCAUCGAGAACUUGCUGCGGGCCGGCGCGCCGCAGAGCCCUGCCCAGCUCCGUCCCCUCCCCGCCAGCCCCGUCCCCCUCAAGCUGUGCCCCGCGGCGGAACAAAUCAGCCCCUCGGGGGGUCCCUAUCCGACCAGAUGGGCUUUCCAAGUGCUUAACCCCUCGGCGGCGGGCGGCGGCCGCCUGCCAGCGCGGGCUCCGGCGGCGGCGGACAGAGGCGGCGUCUUCCCGCCGGCGGCCACAGCUCUUUCCAAACACUUUUUUCUCCGAGCCCCGCCAUUCUACUCAGCGUGCUGCGGUGGGUCCUGUCAGCACCCUGCAUCCCCCACUGCUUUUCCAAGAGAGGAAAGUGUCCUGCCUCUUCUGACCCAGGAGUCUAACUCCAAAGCCCGGAGAGGUAUAUUAAGAAGAGCUGUCUUUUCUGAAGACCAGAGGAAGGCUUUGGAGAAAAUGUUUCAGAAGCAGAAGUAUAUCAGUAAAACAGACAGGAAGAAACUGGCCAUUAACCUGGGCCUAAAGGAGUCUCAGGUAAAAAUUUGGUUUCAGAAUCGAAGGAUGAAGUGGCGAAACUCCAAAGAAAAGGAAGUGCUUUCAAACAGGUGCCUCCAAGAAGGUCUCCAGGAAAACUACCUCUCACAGUCUACCAUGAAUUUUGCCUCCCCAUGUCCCUCUGUAUGGGAAGUGUCACAGGAGCAGACAAGUCCAAGGUGGAGGGAGAAGUCUCCAGGAAAUUCUGAAAGACUGGCUAGUAUACAGCCACCUCCAAGAGCAAACGCAUCACAGAGCCCAUUGUAUUUGUAUCCUGACCAUGACACUGCAAAUAAGGCAGUUACAUCAACAACCUAAGAAAGUAGGGCCAGUUUGUAAAUUGAGUGGAGAGUGCAGGCUUCAAAUGAGAGGUUUUCUGAGACUAACAAUAUUUGGACACUGUAAAGCUAACUAGUUAUGCCUCCUAAAUUUGCUAAAGUCUAACACCAUUAAAAUGACAACUAAUGAUUUAAGAAAUAUUUUUCAAUACUCAGUCUUUUCAUGUCUCUUUUCCAGUCUUGUAAUGACCUUAAAUGUGAAAUAGAAAUUGAUGGUAAGUAAAACAAAGUGAAGAGCAUGAAGCUGAAGUUUUGCUCUGAGUUAAACAUCUGCACUGUGUAUAGAUUUUCAUUAAAACACACUGAUAGAAAACCACUUCUAUCUCUCAUUGCAUUUAGAACAAGCAAUUUAUUUUAUGCAUGAGAUGAGAAUAACCCUGUUUCCCCGAAGGUAAUAAGUUGCUUUGGGUUCUUUUUGAGAUUGAUUAAAUGACACAGUAGGUGUGUAUUAGAUAAAUGUAAGCAUUUUUAGUAUGUUUCCACCAUCUGUCCUCACCUGUAUCAGUAUCCAGCUAGUUGUAAAUAGUGCAGUCGCACAUCAGCCGAUAACCAUAGUAAAGUAUGCAAUAAAAAGACAAACAGCCAAUAAAAUGGACUGUGUUUAAGCCACUUUGAUUUGGAUGCAUACUGGGAAAUACAAUUCACUAACUCCUUUAUUUUUUUCUUGUGGGUGAAACCGAAACUCAGCUCAAUUUCAGUGGAUUUUGUCAGAUUAUCAGUGCAAUCUCUCAUAAUCUGUGCUGUAUUUCAAAAUAGUGAUGGCUAUACACGGAAUUAUUGUCCAAAUGGACUAGGCAAGAGAGCUAAAUUGGAAAAUCUACCAAUGCAGCCUCUCUUAGAGAAGUACUGAAGGAGACGGCAUGCUGUAGUUGUCUGAUUCCUGACUUAUUCUUCAUUAAACUGGUACCCAUUAGUACGUGUAAGCAUAUAUCUGUAUUAAAGGCAGGACAGCAUUCUGUGUAAGGCAAGGACCUUGAAAUAGUAGUAUUAAAAUUACUCAACUUGAAAUGAUAUGCUUGCUUCAUCCAGUUGAAGGAAAUCACUUUGGAAGAUAAUGAUCAACUUUACUUCAUUUGAAAGGCUUUGGAGCUCAAAAUGGGAGCAGAAGGGGCAGCUUUUUGUUGUUUGUUUGUUUUUUUAAUCAUACAUUUAUGGUUGCAUCUGUUGAGAAUAAGAAUGGAAGGUAUUGUAUCCUGCAGGCAAAAACUUUUGGAGAACAUUUUGGCUUUCUAAGGUCAACAUGAUCUGUGUCAGAUAGCCAGAAGAGAUGGUUAUAGUAAUCUGGCUUUCCUCAUCAUGUAUGUUAUGAAUGUCUCUAAUUAUUCCUGCUUUCAGCUCCAAAAGUUUUUGAGUUGCGUUGUGUAUCUUCCAGAAAAACAUCCAGUUAUUUAAUGUUUAGCCUCUGGAGGAUCAUCUACUACUCCCUUUGUUACAUGGUACUUGGGAGGUGAAGUUUAGAUACAGUUGCAGCUAAGGAACUUAAGUUGCAAUGACAAAGGUUGUAUCAUAAACUGUAUGCAUAAUUAGAUGAGUUUUGUAGCCCACUGUGUGCAUGGUGUGUCUUCAGAGUGCUCAGCUCUGCUGUGCCAGUCUCACACGAUAUGUCUUUCUUUGCCUGUGCUUUCCUGGGCUGUUUUUAAAGGAAAAAAGGCAUUACAGAAAAAUUCAGAAGUCAUCUCAUCCUCUGGUUGCAAACCUUUGUUACUGUAAGCUCUCUACAUCCCCACCCUAGCAGAACCCUUGAACACAUGUAAUAUGCCCUGUGUUAUAGUAUGCCCUGUGUUAUAUGUUCUUCAAUUCUGUGAAGAAUUUAUUCCCAUCCUGCAAUAGAAAUCCUAGAACUUACUCAUACUCUGCCUGAAAUCUUUAGA
Phasianus colchicus (ring-necked pheasant) is the source of this 3145-nucleotide messenger RNA. RefSeq names its product developing brain homeobox 2 (gene DBX2). The record is from RefSeq and is a predicted model, not a curated record. Lineage: Eukaryota; Metazoa; Chordata; Aves; Galliformes; Phasianidae. Gene Ontology annotation, biological process: regulation of transcription by RNA polymerase II. Gene Ontology annotation, molecular function: DNA binding; DNA-binding transcription factor activity, RNA polymerase II-specific.